Messenger RNA from Adineta ricciae, 1758 nucleotides. Lineage: Eukaryota; Metazoa; Rotifera; Eurotatoria; Adinetida; Adinetidae. The record is from the annotation of a GenBank genome assembly.
AUGGCAGCUGAAUUAAAUAGUAUCUUUAACGAUCAGCAAUUGUCAGGGCUUGAUGUGAAAACAGAAAUAAGCAAUCUUUCGAUCGAAUACAAAAGGAAGAAAAAAGAGCAAUCUGGUACUGGCGCUAGUCCAUGCUCAUGGCCUUAUUUUGAUAGCAUUGACAAGCUCUUAGGUGAAAGACCUUAUAUGGACGAUUCACUCUUGACUGAUUCAAUUAAAAUCGAAGAAGAACUGGUUUUCCAAAGCAGUGACACAACUUCUACACCAGAUAUUCCUUCUAACCAAGUUUCAAAACAAGCUGACGACUCUGUUGAAGAACAACAAAAUCCCAAUGAUUCUGUCAACUCAGUUCUUGAGAAUUCGAACGAUCCUUCUAGUACAUCGACUUCAAGUUCUAUUCCGAACACAAGUUCUUCAAAAGAAACGAUGUCAAAACGGCAGAAGAAAGAUGGGCCAAAGAAAAAACGAGCGUCGGAUGCAAAAACGGAGCUUGUUCAACAGCUGGUGAAAAAUUUCGAAUGCGCGAAUGACGCCGCAGCAAGGUCAGAAAGCAAGAUGCUAGAACUUCUCGAAAAACAAACCACUCUUCAAGAGAUGAGUCUCAAUAAUCAACGCGAGUUUCGAUCUGUAUUUAAAAAUGGACAACUCGUUUCUCGUCAAUGUUUAUUGUUUGCAUUCAAUCAAAAAGCAAACAUUGAAAAACGAAAUGCGAAAAAUCGAACUCGAAUAUCAAAGAAUAUCCAAGAAUUACCGUCGUGCUCGAAACCUUCAACGCCAGUUAAUCUCAUCGAUUCACUUAGUCAACAAUUCUCUCUUGUGCUUUAUAUACACUGGGAUCAUCAAGUGAACUUCGUACAAUUGCCAAUCUGUUCGUUGUGGUGGAUUUAUAUUUUAAAUCUUUUAUUAAGUUCCCGAAAACACGACGUGAUAUUCAAUCGACAAUCGAUGGUUUCCAAGAAAAAGUUUCAAUAUCCAAUGUGUUUAGGUGCUCUCGACGGAACUCAUAUCCCAAUCAAAGCACCGAGAGGUCGAACAAUCCCAUAUUCGGAUCCGAUCGGAUCCAAUAUAGGAUUUUAUCAGAUCCUACAAGAAUUCGACGGAUCCGAUGAAAUCCUGUCGCGUUCCAAUGCAAUUCCGUUUCCAGGAAUCCGAUCGGAUUUUGUCGGAUGGUCGGAUCCAGCAUCGGAUUUUUUUACCUGGGUUGUUAUGCUGGCAACGGUUAAUUCCGACUUACUAUUCACCUACGUCAAUGUCGGUGCUCCAGGUAGAUGCAACGAUGCUUCCAUUUAUAGUCGUUGUAUCUUAUCCGAAAUUAUCGAAGAUCCAAUCUAUUCGAAAUAUUCUAUGAAGGUGAAUAAUGUUGCCAUUCAAUCGCAUCUAAUUGCCGACUCUGCUUUUGCACUGAAUAAAACAUUGCUGAAACCAUUUGCUUAUCGCGUCGACAUGCCCAAACCCCAUUCUACGUUUAAUUAUCGUCUUAGCAGGGCUCGUUGUUCGGUGGAACGAGCGUUUGGAGCUUUGAAAAACAGAUUUCGUCUUUUACACAGAAAAUUAGAAUUCGAUUUGAAGAAUACGAUCAAUAUUAUAAAGACUGCCGCAAUUCUCCGCGACAUUUGCUGUCUCAACAACGAUCAACAAGAUAUUGAUUGGGAAUUACCCGUUCAAAAAUAUAAGAAACUGUCGUGUAAAAUCCGUACAGGCCAUGGAGUAGACAUUCGUUCGGCACUAAUGAAUUAUUUUCUCGCAAAUCCUUUAUGA